CUAAAAAAUACUCCCAAAUUACAUAAGAUAUUCCUUUAUUAGUCCCACAUUGGGGAAAUUUGCAGUGUCACAGCAGCAAAGUGACAGUAUAAGAAAGAAAGCAAAGACAGCAAAAUGUCAGUAACAAAUACUUAAAUAUAAAUAAAUAAUAGAUAAUAAUAUAAUGUGUACAAUUCAAUAUUUACAAAAAAAAGCAGCAAAUUAAGUAUAUUGCAUGGAUGGUGUGUAUUACUUAUUGCACAUUGUUGCACAUGGAGAGUCUGUCAGUUCCUGGUGUGUGUGAUCUACUGAGUGCAGUGUUUGCUGUACAGGAAGGAAAUACCAUAGGUUUCCUGUACUGUGCUGUCAGAGUGUACUGCAUGGGGUGGGAGACGUUUUCCGACAGGGGUGAGAGCUUUGCCACCAUUCUCCUGUCACCUACUACCUCCACAGUUCUUAGUGAUCACUCCCCUCCUCCUCAUGGUCGUCCCAUUCCAGGCUGUUCUCUGGUCAUCUCUGCUCACUGAAAGAUUAACUUUAUAGUUUAUAGAGAUAGAUCUAACAAUAGUAAACACACUUACAUAUUUCUGUCUCAGUGUCCAUUAGUGUUUCCACCAGUUGGACAUGUCCUUUAAGCUUCAGUCCUCACUGUCCACACUGACAUUCUGUAGAUAAAGUUGUCAGAAAUCAUUUCUUAAUGAAGAUAAAAUCUCCCCCUGAUUCUUGGGAAGAUCACGAAUGAAUAUGUGCAAUUAUAUUUCUGUCUAAGCGUUGUGAAAGUCUCCUACAGUUCAACCUGUGCAACAAGAGAUAGGAAAUUUCCUAACUACACUCCCACUUCCUUUAAAACCAUCAGUCACAGCAGCAACAAAUUCAUGUGACUGAAUGUGCUGUAAGAGCAUAGCAAUCCUCCCAGCACUAUCAAAUAUACAGUGGUACAGAGGAAGUCUUGUCCUCGGAUGCUUUAUAAGAAAAGAAGGCAGGAACUAGUUGAAGGAGUGUCAGCUACUGAAACCAUCCUCAACCACUUGUAUAAUCUGAGAGAAAACAACAUCUUUUCUAUCAGAAUUUCUUCACCAACUGAAGCCAAAACAACUGCUGGUCCCAUCUGGGAACCCAGGGAUUAAUCAUGACUUCAGUGUUGGGAAUAGCACUGCUGGGCUGGGCCCUGAUGGCAGGACACACCGUGGCCUUUGUCCCUAACGGGGGUAGAGUGUCCACUCAUGUCAGCAUUACUCGAACAGCCCUAUUGGAUAAGGUGAAAGAGACAUGUCGGGCAGUGGCUGAGGCAGCAGGUCAUGAGUUCAAUCCCACGGGUUCCUCUCCUGAGGAGUUGGUUCAGGCCUGUCUUGGACCCACAGCAAAAGGACAAGUGUCAGGUGCCAAGUUUCACUCUGCUCUUCAAGAAAUCUACAACCAGAAUGGACUGGUAGACCGUGACUUUGUCAACAGUGAUCCACACCACUUCAACUCAGAGGCAUUCCUGCAGGGACGUGGCCUAAUCACAGAGGGAAUGGUGGCCAUUAAAGCUAACAUUCGCAAGGACAACUUCCAAGCUGCCAGAGAAACACUGGGCAGAGUUCUUCAUACACUACAGGACUUCUACAGCCACAGUAACUGGGUGGAGCUGGGAAACACAGAGCCAUACAUCAACCUCAUUCGCCCAGAUCGGCCACUGGAAAACCUGGCAGAUGUCAACACUGCCACCUGCAGGGACUGUGCCAGUGGAACAUGCCCCAAUUCCAUUCUCCCCAACAUCCUGAAUGAGAAGAAGCUCACAUCAGGCUACAUGGGAAUCUACUCUUCCACCAAGCCUAAAAGUAAAUGUAGCCAUGGAGGUGCAGCUGACCUGACUAGCACAACAGUUCCUCGUGGUGGCAUCAACAAAGAUGAGCGUCGCUCUGACAACGUGGCCUUCCACAAUGCUGCUGUGAAUGCAGCCACCGCUGCAAGUCUCCAGCUACUGGAAGACAUCCGGUUAGCUGCUGGGGACAAUGACUUUCUGAGAAUGAUGGGGAUUGCCCGCUCAUCGGUCGUGUGCUUUGUUAUUGACACCACUGGCAGUAUGUCUGAUGACAUUGCUCAAGCCAGGGAGGAUGUUUAUCAAAUAAUUGACAGCAAAAAAGGAACACAGGAUGAGCCCUCUGAGUACAUCCUGGUGCCCUUCAAUGACCCCAGUUUUGGACCGAUGAUCAGGACAACAGACCCCGAUAAGAUGAAAAAAGAAAUCUCUAAACUCAAAGCACAGGGAGGGGGAGAUACCCCUGAGCUGUGUCUGUCAGGACUUCAGCUGGCUCUCACUGGUGCCCCAGCCUCCUCCCACAUCUUUGUUUUCACUGAUGCCACAGCCAAAGACAUCGCCCUCAUGGACACGAUUGUUGCUCUCAUCAGGAGCACCAAGUCAACGGUGUUAUUCCUGCUGACCCCGGCCAGUAGCAGGCGUCGCCGUUCCCUUGGUGCUGGUUCCUUUGAAGACUACAAGGAUCUGGCUGUAGCCUCUGGAGGCCUGGCCAUCCAGGUGUCCAAAAAAGAGCUGCCUCAGGCAACAGACGUCAUCCUUGACACCUCUACUUCAGCUCUGGUUACAGUUCUUCAGCGAGCAAGGAACCCUGGGAAGCAGGAGACUUUCCCCUUCGUACUGGAUGAAUCUCUUCAAAACAUCACCAUCUACAUCACAGGAACAUCCAUUACUUUCACACUGACCAACCCUGCAGGUGUGAGUCAGAGCAACACUGAGGCCAGUGGUAAACUGGGGACCGUUCAGACAGUGGGCAACCUGAGAAGAAUUCGUCUCAACGCUGACAAGCAGACAGGAAGAUGGCAGAUCAACAUUAACUCCAACCAACCAUACACACUCAAAGUCACAGGCCAGAGUACCAUUAUGUUUAUCUAUAACUUUGUGGAAAGCUUCAAGGGACCUCACCCAGGUUUUGCAGUACUCAGUGGGCGUCCACAAGCAGGCCAGCCAGCCACCUUGAUGCUCUCAGUAAUGGGAAGGAAAGGUCCGUCCUCAAUGAGUGUUGGAAACAUUGGCCUAUUAACUGUUUCUGGUCCUGAGGCUGUGAGCAAUGGUACGAUGACUGACAUGGGUAGCGGAGACUUCCUGGUGACUGUUGACAUGGUCCCUGAGGGGGAAUUUGUUGUCUUUCUGAAAGGAACAGACAAAGUGUCAAACUCUGAAUUUCAGAGGCAGUCUACCACCCAGAUGUCUGUCUCCAAAGUGAACAUCCAGGCUGCGGUGGACAGCAGUGUGGAGCCAGGAGAAACCUUCAAGCUCCCCUUCAGUGUAAUGACCCAGGGCUCUGGUGGUCAGUUUGAAAUCAGCGCCAGAAAUGACAGAAACUUCUCCAUGUCCUACUCAAGCAGCCUCACCUUGACAACUGGUAAAUAUACUAAUGAUACGUUGACCAUUACGCCACCUGUCAGCACACCAUCAGGCACUGAUGUCACUCUGACUGUGCAAGCCAAGUUGUCCAGUGGUGUUGACUCCAAUUACGUCGUGUUGAGAUUGUCUGUUGUCACCAAGAUUACAGAUUUUGUUCGGCCUUUGUGUGAAGUGGUUAGUGUGCAGGCUGAUGAUUGCCCUCAAGAUGUUUCUCAGUGUGGACCUUUCAGGUGGGAGCUCUCGGCCAAUCUCACUGAUGGAAACGGCACUGGGAUCGAGAGAAUCUCCCUGCAACAGGGUAAUGGAUCCCUCUCAUAUACCUCUCUGAGUGCUCCUGUUGUCCAGGCGAACUACAACGCCUCCUGCUGCUCGCAGAUUGUGGAGUUCAUAGCUGUAGAUAAAGUUGGCAAUGUGGGAAAAUGCUACCAUUCAAUUGUUCGUUCGGAUGGCCCUCCUGCUUUAACUCUGUCAUUGCCAUUGUGGUUGUGCCUGCUGGUGUCUGCUUUUGUAAUCAGGCCUUGAAGGGCUUAGUUUAGGUUGUGUCUUAUGUCUGUAUGCUGCAUCAGGUAUUGGACUGUUGAUGAUUUUAAAUUACUCAAAUCAAUUUGCUACCAUGAUGGACUGAAACAUUGGUGACAGUCAUCUUAAUCCCAGAUAUUCUGCUAGCGCAAAGUGUGAGCACUGAUUAAACAAUGGAUGAUGAAUGUAUACUUAAAUUGUCUGAAACAAAAUGUUUACAAUAAAUACUGUUGUACUUAA
This is a messenger RNA of Seriola aureovittata, 4123 nucleotides long. Its product is annotated as von Willebrand factor A domain-containing protein 7-like. The transcript has 18 exons. Lineage: Eukaryota; Metazoa; Chordata; Actinopteri; Carangiformes; Carangidae. The record is from RefSeq and is a predicted model, not a curated record. Bases 1109 to 3886 code for a protein of 925 amino acids.